Molecule: messenger RNA, 1218 nt
Organism: Penicillium cinerascens
Lineage: Eukaryota; Fungi; Ascomycota; Eurotiomycetes; Eurotiales; Aspergillaceae
Product: Zn(II)2Cys6 transcription factor domain-containing protein
Exons: 2
Coding region: 1-1218 (405 amino acids)
Biological process (GO): regulation of transcription by RNA polymerase II
Molecular function (GO): DNA-binding transcription activator activity, RNA polymerase II-specific; zinc ion binding
Source: RefSeq, a predicted model, not a curated record
AUGGCGCUCCGACGACCGCACCGGAAAUCCCGACACGGGUGUAUGGAAUGCAAGCGGCGACGAGUAAAGUGCGACGAGGCGAGGCCGACGUGCUCCAAUUGUCAAAAGCGCCAUUCGGAAUGCGAGUAUGGCUCGUCUACCUCGCUGCUCUGGGCGAACGAAGAGCCCUCGACGAGGGUGCCGUCGCGGGCCUCGGGUUCCGACAGUGGCCUCCAAGGUGACCCCUCACCGGGAAGCCCCGGGUCCGACUCAUUCGGGUUAUUGGGGCGGCUAAGCGGUGACAGCUCCACGGCUGCUGCUCCUCCCGCUGCUUUGAACCUUCAUGACCUGGAGCUGAUGAUGCAAUGGUGCAAUGCGACGUUCCACACGCUCUCCCGCGAUGAGCGCACAGAUGCAGUCUGGCGGAACGCGGUCCCGGAAGAAGGCCUUUCGCACCCGUUUCUGAUGCACGGCAUUUUAGCUCUGUCUUCGCUCCACUUGGCUCGGACGGUGCCUGAGCCCUCGCGACGGGCUGCGCACCUGAACCGAGCCGUGGUCCACCAAAACCAAGCCCUAGCACUGUUCCGCGAGCUUCUCGGCGAUAUUAACGAAGGAAACUCCAAAGCCAUGUUCGCCUUUGCCAGCAUCGUCGUCGUCUACUCAUUCGGAUUCCCUCACACACCAGACGUCCAAGACCCGUGGGCCUGCGUGGACGACCUAUACCAAGUCCUAGUCCUCACGCGAGGCAUCCAACAAGUGAUCCGGUCCCCAGCCGACCUCCUCAGGGACGGAACAUUCGCACCAAUCCUCCAAUUCGACGAUAAACCCGCCCCAUUACCAGAAAAUGCGACCACGGCCAUCAGGCACCUCUACGAAGCCAACGAAGCCUGUCGUGCCCGCGACCCGCAGCAUGAAACAGAUGCCUACACCGUCACGAUUGACAACAUUGCCGAGAUGCUGAGCUGGGUUUACGGCGGGACAACCUCGACUGUUAUUGCGGGCAGGUGGGCGAUCAAGCUGCCGCCUCGGUUCUUGGACCUGUUGCGCGAGCGCGAGCCAUUGGCACUCGUCAUGGUGGCGUAUUACGGCGUGCUGUUGCAGCAAUUGAAGCAUCGUUGGUGCUUUGACGAGUGGUGUCUGCGGGUUGCGAAAGCCGUGUGGGCGAUUUUGGACGAUCAGUGGAGACCGCUGAUUCAUUGGGCGAUGACAGAGAUCCUCGGUGAGGAUUACAUCGAGUAG